AUGGAUGCGGGAACUGCGGACGAUAGAUGGAAGGAGCUGGUACAGAUUGUACCACAACGUACAGAGGUUCUGAGGUUCUUCCAAUUCUACCGUCAAUUGGCGUACCCCUUCAACCCAAUCCUGGUGGAUAUAGAUCGAUUCGAACUGGACCUAUGUACAUACCUCAAUGCCUACGCGGCUGGCGUGUUUGAGGCGCACUCCAGGUCGGAAAAAUGGGCGACCGAUCAGUCCAUUGCGCACAUUAGCUUACUGCUUGCCACACUCUCUGCUGGUGCCCACUUCUCCGAUCUGGAUCUUCCACAACGAUCAAACAUAAGCCACGACCUCGGCAAUACGCUUCAGAAUCAUGGUCAAUCUGAUGCUGCAUGGGCUCAACUGGGCACCACUGUUCGUCUCGCACAGACAAUGGGGUUACAUACAGAGAGAAGCAUUGCAUAUCUGCCACUGUAUAUUCAGUCCAAGGCGAAAGCAUUGUGGCUGGGAAUCGACGUGACCACAGCCGAUCGUGACGCCCAGGAAACGGCAUUCUACGUCAACAUGUUGAAUCAUGUGGAUGAGGUCUACCAACGUGCCCUGCCGCAUCUCACGUCUCGUGCUAAUUGUAAAUCUAUGCAUGAGCACCUGGAACACCUGGCACUGAAGAUGCAUCUUUCCCUGCUCAUUGGAGUUCUGACGCGCCCAGCACUGAAACAGCCCCAAACACAAGAUUUGUCGUACGGCAUCCUGAGGGAAAGAGCCAAGACUAGCAUGAUAGAUGCCUCCAGGGCCUUUUUGGACUUUCAAGCGCUGAGUGUUAUUCCUCUGCGCACCUGGUCUAUGGUGCAUACCGCACUCACCUCGACUUUGCUUCUGUCCACCUGGGAGGAAACACGAAAUGAUCCCGAGUCACGAGACCUUCAGCAAAGGGUGAUUGAACUGUUCUCAGCCGUUAGUUCGGUGGGACAGCCGGGAGACUCGGCACCGGAAUACGGGCCGUGGUUAUCAAAACGACAUAUCCGGGCGUUGAUCACAUUGCGAAAUACCGUCCGGUAUACGCUAGAUCAGGAAAGGGAAGUCGGGGUUUUUGAAGAGAAUCCUACUCCUUCCGAGAUACCGCUGCCUGCGUUCGACCUGCCUCCGGGCUUCCCUGAGGCUGUGGACCAAGUCGGUGCAUCGCCGGUGUCUUAUCUCGACUCCAUCAUGAAUGUCCCGCUGUUCGAUUUUUCGCAAGAAACAUCACUACCGAACAACUCUAGCCGCCAUUCUGAAACGUACACUACGACCGCCGCAAUGCUUGAAUCUAUCUUUCCCACUGUUACUACACCAACAUCUGGUCGGACAUCGACUCCUUCGAGCGUCGUGGCUGCAGAUCAUGAUCGACCAGUCACUUCCACACAAACACGCCGCCGUCGCAUCGUCGUUGCUAUGACAGGGGCUACCGGAGCCAUCCUGGGAAUCAAAGUGCUUCUAGCGCUCCGCCGCCUGAACAUUGAAACGCAUCUCGUUAUGAGUAAAUGGGCCGAAGCCACCAUCAAAUACGAGACAGAUUACCACCCUUCGAACGUCAAAGCACUAGCAGACCACGUCCACAACAUCAACGACAUGGCGGCCCCGAUAUCAAGCGGCUCCUUCCGAGCAGAUGGAAUGAUCGUGGUACCGUGCAGCAUGAAGACACUGGCGGCUAUCCACUCGGGGUUUUGCGACGACUUGAUCUCACGGACAGCGGACGUAAUGCUGAAGGAACGGAGGCGACUAGUCCUUGUGGCGCGGGAAACACCGUUAAGCGAGAUCCAUCUGCGCAACAUGCUCGAAGUCACGCGCGCAGGCGCGAUCAUCUUCCCACCGGUGCCAGCCUUCUACAUCAAGGCGGCCGGGGUCGACGACCUGGUUGACCAAAGCGUCGGCCGGAUGCUGGACCUGUUCGGACUGGACACAGAGGACUUCGACCGAUGGAAUGGAUGGGAGAAAUAA
Aspergillus terreus NIH2624 is the source of this 1950-nucleotide messenger RNA. RefSeq names its product phenylacrylic acid decarboxylase. Lineage: Eukaryota; Fungi; Ascomycota; Eurotiomycetes; Eurotiales; Aspergillaceae. Gene Ontology annotation, molecular function: carboxy-lyase activity. The record is from RefSeq and is a predicted model, not a curated record. The coding region runs from base 1 to 1950 and encodes 649 amino acids. The transcript has 7 exons.